UUAUAAUGUCUGCUCCACAAACAGAGGACAACAACGAAACCGAGAAUGCGAACGAAUUGGCGCCAACAUCUUCUGAUACUGGGAACGAGGUGCAGCCACAACUGAUAUGGAAUCCAUAUGAGAACUCGUGGAGUUGCUUUCAACAGCUUUUUGCCACCAAGUGGAACCAGUUGCUGGUUCGUUUCACUGCCAGGUUCCCCUCUCUGGUAAAUGCAUGGCAAACCUAUCAAAAGCUUAGCGGAAUACUGCAUCCCUCGGCCGAAAUGCUGAAGAAUGGGACGGAAACACCCAACUGGGAUGAGGUGCCCAUUAGAUUUCUGGCGCCUCAUCCCAAGCUGAACUGGAUGGCCCUGGUUACGGGUGAGGACAAGGUGCUUCUCUUCUACGACGACGAUCGAAUGCCCACUUGUGUUGAACAUGUACAGCAACAACAUGUCAGCUGCGUCGUCUGGCGUCCUUCGGUCAUCACCACCUGGGCCGUGGGCUGUGCAGCGGGCAUUUUCAUUUGGCUAGAUGUGGGUUGCACUAAGAGUAUACACGGUUCUCCCAUGUAUUUGCUGAGCAACAGUGGACACACUUUUGUGACGUCCGUGCAGUGGAAUAGAGAUGGCAGCAUAUUGGCCAGCGCAGCCUUGGGAACCGCCUACAUCCUGCUCUGGGAUCCUGACGAUGGCUCAUGCUUGAACUCGCUACCUUUUCCCAACAACUGCAACACCGGCUAUCGCAUCCUAAGGUACAGCCCCAGGUACACUUGGAUAUUUUGUGCGGCUCAGGGGGUGGGCGCCAGCAUGUGGCAUAUCGGCUCUAAUGAAUGGAGGCUCCAAGAGAUCAGAGUUAAGGGAUCAGUUCAAUCUGCCGCCUGGUCGGCAUGCGGCUCCUUUUUGUUCCUUUCUAUGAAAGACUCGACACGCCUUUAUGCCGCAUAUUGCGAAACAUCCGUAUUCCGAGGUGUCAAGCCAAAAUGGAAGGCUCGAUUUUUAAUCAACUUAGAGCGCGUCCCAUUCGGGGGGAGAGUAUUUGAUUGUGGUGUACCGCAAGCUAUUGCCAUUGAUCCUGGUAAUAUCUACAUGGCCUUGAUUUUCAGGGACAGACCGUUUGUGUUUCUAUUUAUUUUGAUCGCUAGAGAUCCGCUGGAGCUCUGGCCGGCCGACAUCAAACAACCAAGUCUUUCGGGAGCAUAUCCGGUAUGUGUACGCUUUAGCAGCAUGAAAGAGACUUCACGGAUACUAGCUAUUGCCUGGUCCACUGGGAAUGUCGAACGAUGGUUGCUUACACCAGACUAUGUGCUCGAACACCUCAAUGAUAUUUGGGUAAAGCCGCCACAGUGA
Messenger RNA from Scaptodrosophila lebanonensis, 1328 nucleotides. Its product is annotated as aladin. The coding region runs from base 6 to 1328 and encodes 440 amino acids. Gene Ontology annotation, molecular function: protein binding. Gene Ontology annotation, biological process: nucleocytoplasmic transport. Gene Ontology annotation, cellular component: nuclear pore. The record is from RefSeq and is a predicted model, not a curated record. Lineage: Eukaryota; Metazoa; Arthropoda; Insecta; Diptera; Drosophilidae. The transcript has a single exon.